Messenger RNA from Ogataea philodendri, 1920 nucleotides. RefSeq lists its product as uncharacterized. Gene Ontology annotation, biological process: DNA-templated transcription; regulation of DNA-templated transcription. NCBI's taxonomy places the organism in Eukaryota, Fungi, Ascomycota, Pichiomycetes, Pichiales, Pichiaceae. The transcript has a single exon. Gene Ontology annotation, molecular function: zinc ion binding; DNA-binding transcription factor activity, RNA polymerase II-specific; DNA binding. The record is from RefSeq and is a predicted model, not a curated record. Bases 1 to 1920 code for a protein of 639 amino acids.
AUGUCUUCGAAGCUGAUCCCAGGAGUGCAGCAGUUUCGAGUCCCCGACUUCCAGAAACCUCGCGUCAAGGCAUGUUUGUCUUGUCGGGAGAAAAAACGCAAGUGCAACAAAGAGUCUCCGGUGUGUUCGUAUUGUCGUCGGCGCAACACCAACUGCUCCUAUAGCCAGGCAGGUCACUCAAAGACGGCCAGUCUGGCCGAAACAAAACCAGAAAAUACUCCACCCAAGUCCAGCUGUUCCCAAUCGUCAAUAGUGCCAAAGGCUUUUUGGCCGUCAAAACAAAACACAGACAAUGGACCGGACACAUUCAAAAACAUAACUCCCAGCAUGAGAUACGGCCCGGUGUACACCAACAUCUUCAGUUCGUCAUUAUUCCAAAACGGUGCAUCUGGGUCCGAGGACCUGAAAGUCUUGAAAUCGUACGUCCCAGACAGAAAGAAGGCAGACACGCUGCUGGAUCGGUACACCAGCUCCAUUCACCCAAUUGUACCCGUUUUUGAUCUUCGUGAGUUUUAUCCGCUGUACGAGACCUUCUGGGACAACGAGUCUGUUGCAAAUAUAGAGUUCUACAUUGUUCUUUUCACCGUGUUUUACGCUGCCUCUGUUUCGGAGUACGAGGAAAUGUCCAUUGACGAGCACUUUUCUCUAGUUGCAGACGAGUUAGGACUGCAGAUGAAAUACUACGUGGGGGCAACGGAAAUUGCGCUCGCAAUGCACGAAUUCCCCACCCAGGUCGCGCUUGUUGAUUUGCAGUCUACGUUCAUCCUCCACUAUGUUCUCCGCUCAGACUGUCGCACCGACGAUUGCGGGUCUACAGGGUUUUUGGUCAGGCUGGCCCAGUCCAUCGAGCUUCAUCGAGAUCCCUGGAAGUACCACCAAUUCACCGAUAAUCGGAAAAUCCAGCUACGUCGGCUCUUGUGGUGGCAUAUCUACUAUCUCGAUUGUACAACUGCCUUGUCCACCAAGAUCUCGCCAAUCAUUGUUGAAGGAGAGUACGAUACGCUGUACCCAAACGAGUACACCAAAACUGCUUCUGGCGAAUAUCGUCUCGAUCGUUACAUCGCGUUUGCAAACCGACGUUUCAGCUGGGCCGAGCUGUGCAACAGGAUAUUGCGAUUGUCCUCGCGUCUUGCAGCGCCUGCAGACCAGGAACUUUAUUCUAUCCAAAAAGGUAUCGAUAACCUAGCCAUACAAUGCAACGCUUCCGUACAAAGAAUCUCGGAAGCCAACACGAACAUGGCCCACGAUUCAUUUGUGCUGUUCAGCACUUCAAUCAUUCCAACGCUGGCCGAUAGAUGUCAUAUCCUCGUGUACCUUGCUUUCCAGAUGUCUUCGCCUAAAGAAAUUUCUUCGGUUGCAGACAUUCAAGUCUCCUCGAUCGACCCGGAUUUUGAGGAGAGCCAGGUCCGUCUUCUUCAGGAGUUUCUUCAGUACGGUUCUAUGCCCAAGAACAAGAAGUUCCUAUGGGAGAUCCGAAAAUACCAGCCUAUCCAGUCAAUUUUGACGCUCCUGAGAAGUUUGGUAGCAGACGUGGUUGGCUUCCAGGACCACUUUGACAGUUACGACUCGCUCAAGGCUUUGGAGUCCAGCCUUAAGGCUGAAGUCAUUUCCAACGCUGUGGAAAACCUUUCGUAUCUUGCCAACCAUACAACGCCGCUUUGCAGACAACGAUGGAAUCUGGUCAAGGACUUGAAGGCUACCACAUGGCAGCAGCUGUUUACGCCCAAAACCCCAGAAAUUUUUGAUGACAACAAAGCUGUCACCGGCAGCACUUGUUCGAACUCGAGCGACGAGUCGUUCCCGCUUACUGAAGAGUCUUGGGUGGAAAUGCUUUCGGAACUGGGCAAAGUCCAUCGCAAGAUCGAUGAAAAUAUCAGCAUUAAAAUUUGGGACAACGACGCUGGACAUUACAUUCUAUAA